GUGGCGCCGCCGCCAAUCAGCGCCGGGGGCUUUAACUCGGCGGCCAGUAGGAGGCGGGCGGGGGGCGGCCCCGCGUUGCGUCACGCGUUGCUAGGCAGCGGGACGCCGCGCGGAGCCAGAGCCAUGGCGGCCCGCGGCGGGGCGAGGGAGCGGCCGGACGCGGUGCAGCUGGACCGGCUGCUGGGAGAGCGCGUGCGCAAGGAGCUGCGGGGCCUGCGGCUGCUCACCCAGUACGGCCUCAACCCGCUCCGACGCGUUCACACGGUCACCAAGAAGCCUAUGUCGUGGCACGACAACAUAGAAGAGCCUGCAGAUGAAAAGUUUCUGAAUGUUAUUCACCAUGCUGCCCUGGAGCCAACAAAGAAAUAUUCAGAGCCACAAACUGAAAGCCAGGAAAUAGGCUGGAACACAACUCCUUUGAUUGACGUAGACCGCACCGAUCGCAGACUCUACUUCCCACGUCGGAAAACAGAGAUCACUAAACUAGGCAGCUGCCGUGUGGCACCUUGAAGGAACAGAAUGAGAAGUUGCAGCAGGAGAAUGGCAAAGCCACACAACGUAGACUGAGGCAGUUAAUGACGUAUAAUGUAUUAGACUCUGUUUGUUAUUAAGUGAAUGUGGUAGAUUUCUGGCACCAGAAGACUGCAAGAAAAUGGAGGAGAGAACCCAUCUGUCCAGAUUUGCAGCCUAACAAUAGUUAUAGAAAUAAACCUAUUAAUAAGACUUUUGCAUUUGUCUUGCUGCUGUUUCCAAGACCAUCUACACAAGUAGUUUAAGAAAACCCUUCAACUUCUUGACAGGCUUCAGACUUCUCAUUUUGACAUGAGCAACUUGACCCAGAAUUCAAGUUCACAAAGUACGUAUCAACAGCAGCUGUUGAAAAAGCUGUCAGGAUGAGGGGAACACAGCGGAUUUCAGCUGCCAUUCACAACAACUAAAUAUGAAUUAGACAUAGGAGUUCGGUGUAAACUAUUUAAUACGUUCACACACCAAAGGUUUACGUAGCAAGCAAUCAUUCAGCAGAACAGACACUAAGAAAUUAGUGAUAAGGCACUAGUUUCCACUGACUUUUUUCUUGCCACUUGGAAGCAUCCAGCUUGCUCCAUAGUUAGCUGCCUGGAAACACCAGAACCACCUUCCAACACACAGAGA
Molecule: messenger RNA, 1152 nt
Organism: Anas platyrhynchos (mallard)
Lineage: Eukaryota; Metazoa; Chordata; Aves; Anseriformes; Anatidae
Gene: CFAP144
Product: cilia and flagella associated protein 144
Cellular component (GO): ciliary base
Source: RefSeq, a predicted model, not a curated record